CGGGUUCAGGUGCGGCGGUUCCACGUCGCCGGCGACGCGCGGGCCGGAGCGGGCCGGGGGCCGGGCGAGGCCAUGGCGGGGCCGGGCCCUGGCGAGCAGGACGAGCAGUACGACUUCCUGUUCAAGCUCGUGCUCGUGGGGGACGCGAGCGUGGGCAAGACGUGCGUGGUGCAGCGCUUCAAGACGGGCGCCUUCUCGGAGCGCCAGGGGAGCACCAUCGGCGUGGACUUCACCAUGAAGACGCUGGAGAUCCAGGGCAAGCGGGUCAAGCUGCAGAUCUGGGACACAGCUGGCCAGGAACGAUUCCGAACCAUCACCCAGAGCUACUACCGAAGUGCCAACGGGGCCAUCCUUGCCUAUGACAUCACCAAGAGGAGUUCCUUCCUGUCUGUGCCUCACUGGAUUGAGGAUGUGCGGAAGUACGCAGGCUCUAACAUCGUGCAGCUGCUGAUUGGAAACAAGUUGGACCUCGCUGAGCUCCGGGAAGUCCCCCUGGCUGAGGCUCAGAGCCUAGCAGAACACUACGACAUUUUGUGUGCCAUUGAGACCUCUGCCAAGGACUCCAGCAACGUGGACGAGGCCUUCAUGAGGGUGGCCACCGAGCUCAUCAUGAGGCAUGGGGGCCCCAUGUUCAGUGAGAAGAGUACUGACCACAUCCAGCUGGAUAGCAAGGACAUCGGGGAAAGCUGGGGCUGUGGGUGCUGACCAGGGCACAGGGCCAGCAGGCCAGGGGCUGAGCCACCUUUCUCUCUGGCCUGUGGAGUCUGCUCUUGUAGGACCCCAGCCAUUCAACUGCUGCUGUGUCAGCCCUGGCAUUCUGCACCCUGGUGUGGAUAGGUGGUGGGAAGGGGCCACAGGGGGCCACAGGGCCCCCUUGCAGGGGCCUGUUGGCAGAGGGGAGCGGUGACCCAUCCUGCAAGCCAGCUUGGGGCCUCUCAUUGUUCACAUUCCAGGACUGUUGUGAGCCCUUUAAUGGGACCUCGGAGGCAGGAGACCUGGCCGCCAUCCUUCACUUGCUGGUUUUGACCAUUGCAACCUUGGCUGCUGUGGCUACUCUCCAGGGAUGUAGCCAGUCCUCAGUUCCUACAGACCCUCCACCUGAAGCACCAGGAGCAAGGGCGACCAGAACAGGAGCGUGGUGCCUGAGCCCUGCCCAGGGAUGCCUGGGCAUAUCCCAGCAGGAGUGGCUAUCUGCCUUCACUGCCAGCUUGAGCUCUCUAGAGACACUUGCUGGGGCCUGGCUCAUUGCCUUAUCAAGACCUCUUGGGUUCUUGUGGUUUUCCAUGUAGCUUCUCAUUUUCAUCUGCACAAGUGUGGGGUCAUGGCCAUAGCCAGCUAGGGACUGUCUGCUGGCUUGGGGCCAAAAUUGUACCAGUCAGGUUGAAAAACCAGCUAGUCUU
This is a messenger RNA of Dipodomys spectabilis (banner-tailed kangaroo rat), 1400 nucleotides long. It is a transcript of the gene Rab43, whose product is annotated as RAB43, member RAS oncogene family. Gene Ontology annotation, biological process: regulation of exocytosis; protein secretion. Gene Ontology annotation, molecular function: GTPase activity; GTP binding. The record is from RefSeq and is a predicted model, not a curated record. NCBI's taxonomy places the organism in Eukaryota, Metazoa, Chordata, Mammalia, Rodentia, Heteromyidae. The transcript has 3 exons. The coding region runs from base 73 to 705 and encodes 210 amino acids.